Molecule: messenger RNA, 9092 nt
Organism: Dreissena polymorpha
Lineage: Eukaryota; Metazoa; Mollusca; Bivalvia; Myida; Dreissenidae
Product: intraflagellar transport protein 140 homolog
Exons: 30
Coding region: 22-4536 (1504 amino acids)
Biological process (GO): intraciliary retrograde transport
Cellular component (GO): axoneme; ciliary basal body; intraciliary transport particle A
Molecular function (GO): protein binding
Source: RefSeq, a predicted model, not a curated record
UUACCAAGUUAUUGGUGAAAUAUGGCUGUCUACUUUGACCACCGCCUUGACACGGAGCGGCUGGGCAUCAAUAAUGACGUGUCUUGGUUCAGUGGCAACCCUUUGCUGGCAGUGACGUCCUACAGUGAUGAAACUGGAGGUGCUGUGAACUUGUUUCUCGAGGAGGGAGAAAAGCUUCUAAAUGUGAAAUUGCAAAGAAGUUGUGCAGUGUCCUCCACUUCCUGGCAUCCGACAAAGAAGAUAAUUGCCGCGGGGUUUGAGAACGGGGAACUGCUUAUCUGGAAUGAUAUCGACCAUGAAUUGUUUGAGGGUCUUCCCCUUCACAAGCACGCCAUCACAGUCCUGCAUUGGAGCUCGGCUGGAUCCAGGCUGAUAUCCGGAGACAAGUCGGGUGUAGUGAUGGUGUGGAAGGCAGAUGGCAAGGGCCACCUACAGCAGAACCCCCUCCACCAGCACCACUGUCAGGAGCCCCUCUGUCACAUCAUCUUCAAGCCUCUGCCACCCCCAGACCCCGCAACAGACAUCAGUCAGCUGGCGAAGGCUGCAGUGAGUGGGGACGAGUCUGCCCUGGACAUGUUCAACUGGAAGAAGGGCAAGGGGGGCAAGGCCACCACCACGUCCCCGUUCGGUCCCCAGGAAUCCAUGUCCUUCUUUGUUGGGGGAGCCACUGGUGGUGUAUACUACGUAAGCGACAGUGGGACCUGUGCCCAGUCGUUCAAGGCAGAUGGCUCCAUACUCAAGCUUCUGUAUUACGAGGAGAAGAAUCUGCUGAUCACAGUCACAGAGGGCUUGUCACUUUAUCAGCAUGCCGUCAUGCCUGAGGGUGACACCAAAGAAAUUAUGAAGGUGAAACUGAGUGGCCGGGGUUCCAAGCCCACCAUAGACUGGGCAGGCAAAGGAGUGCUGGCCACUGCCACAGGCGAGGGCGUCAUAAGGAUGUGGGACUUGGAGAAUGAGGAGAACUACAUCCUGCAUCUGGAGGGACACACCGGCUAUGACCCCAGUGAACACAUCACCUGCCUGGCCUACUGUGACAAGAAAGGUGUUUUGGCCGGGGGGACCAACAUGGGCAAUGUGGCGCUGUGGAAGUAUUCCCCGCCCUUGGGGGGUAAGAAAACGGACGGGGAGAACAAGUGGAAGCUGCAGACCCCCGCCACAGUGGAGGGACCAGUGUCCCAAGUAACGUGGGGCUCUACAAAGAACUUGCUAGCUGUCAACACUAUAGCCAAUGUGUUCAUGUUGAGUGAGCAUGUGAUGAGUGCCAACUUCAGGGAUCAGACUGCGGUAGUCCAGUUUGGCCCAAGCUCCCUAUCAAUUGAGGUCUUUGCCAACGGCACCCAUCACGAUCUCAAGACAGACAUACAGGUGAAAGGAAUCUACACCACCAAGGAUGCCCUAGCAGUAUGGAAUGGCCGACGUGUGAUUAUAUACGAGUAUUCCGAGGACCGGUCCACCAUCAAGGCCUCAGGAAGUUUCACAACAGACGCCAUGGUGAUAUGUCUCUACGAGCAGAACGUCUACUGUAUAGAGACACAAAAAGUGCAAGUUAGGACGUUCCAGGGCACAGUGAAGCAGCUGAUUAACUUCAGUGAGGCCGAGGGCCAGCCUGUGUGUCUGGACAUCUGUGGCACAUACCUGCUCAUUGGCACAGACGUCGGGGUUCUCAAAGUGUUUGACCUCUCCAGAAGAGAGGCCAAGCCUCACAGCCACCCCAAGAAUCUGCACGAGCUCCUGCCUGGCUUCGGUUCCCUGCGCUCGUGCAACGUCAACUGUAAUGGAACCAAAGUUAGCGCCGCCAUAAAACUGCAAGGGAGCCAGCAGACAGACCCCAAGCUGUAUUUCUGGGACAUCGAGGCGGACUCGCUCUCGUACUUCAACUUUGACUCAGGCAAGGGGGAGCAGGAUGACUUCCCCCCUGAGCAGAUGGUCGGCACUCAGACAGACAGCGCCAUUGAGAUGAGCGACGCUGACAGGGGCAAGGACCAGGCAGCAAAGGACAUUGCGGGCCGGUUCCCGAUAACUCACCACUGGGACCUGCAGGACCCCAAACUGGUUGUGUGUGAGGCACAGGUGCUGCCUAGGGUGCAGGACAACAAGCAGGAGAAGAAACCAAAGGCAUCGCUCACCAAACAGAUUGAGGAAGGACCUGUUGAGGUGAUGAUAGUGUCCCUGUUCUGUACGCCAGAGAAUGGCAUCCUGAUACAGGACAGCUUUCCUCUGUCAGACGAGUACGAGAGACUGCUGGGCAUCGAGGUGCCCUUCCACUACUUUGUCAGGAAGGGUGGGGUGAGUGAGGAGGAGAUGGCGGCCCAAGAGACGGGUCACCUGGUGAGACAAGACACGAACACCGUCAUAUACCCGAAGCUCGUGUCACGCCAGACAAUGCGAGACUUUGUGGGGCUCGAGAAGACAGACAAGCAGACGAGAGAGGCCAUGCUCAACUUCAGCUACUUCCUCACCAUUGGAAAUAUGGAUGAGGCUUUUAAAGCAAUAAAACUCAUUAAGAGCGAGUCCGUGUGGGAGAACAUGGCAAAGAUGUGCGUGAAGUCCCGGCGGCUUGAUGUGGCCAGUGUGUGCCUGGGUAACAUGGGUCAUGCGCGCGGUGCGCAGGCUCUCAGGGAGUGUAUGAAGGAACCGGAGCUGGACGCCAAGGUCGCCACCCUGGCCAUGCAGCUGGGCCUAUUUGAAGAUGCUGAGAGGCUGUUGAAGAAUUGCAAGCGAUAUGAUUUGCUCAAUGAGUUCUACCAAAGUGCCGGGCAGUGGGGAAAGGCUUUGGAGACAGCGGAAAUGUAUGACCGAAUUCAUCUGCGGACGACCUAUUAUAAUUAUGCCAAGUAUUUAGAGGGAAAAGGCGAACUGGCGGAGGCUAUUCCAAACUUUGAGAAGUCGGACACUCACAGGUUUGAGGUGCCCAGGAUGCUGUUUGAUGAACCAGAUAACCUGGAGCAGUACAUCCUUAAACACAAGGACAGGUCAUUACACAAGUGGUGGGCCCAGUACAUGGAGUCACUGGGGGAGAUGGACACGGCCCUGCAGUUCUAUGAAAUGGCCCAGGACUAUCUGUCCCUUGUGAGGGUCUACUGUUACUGCGGAAACAUGGACAAGGCCAGUGAAAUCUGCAAUGAGACGGGAGACAAGGCCGGCUGCUACCACCUCGCCCGUCAGCUGGAGAAUCAGGACCACAUCAAGGAGGCCAUACACUUCUUCCAGAGGGCCGAGGCAUACGGAAACGCCAUCAGGCUCUGUAAGGAGCACCAGUAUGAGGACCAGAUGAUGAACCUGGCUCUGAUGGGUCGCCCGGAGGAUAUGAAGGAGGCGGCCAGAUACUAUGAGAAUGUGCCUGGCCAGCAGGAUAAGGCUGUCAUGCUCUAUCACAAGGCUGGGAAUUUCUCCCGGGCUCUGGACCUGUCAUUCCGGACGAAGCAGUUUGGAGCGCUGCAGAUGAUCUCUGGGGACCUGGAUGAGCGGGCUGACCCUGAGCUGCUCAAGAGAUGUGCAGACUUCUUCCUGGAAAACGGACAGUACGACAAGGCCGUCGACCUUCUGGGAAUUGGCAAAAAGUACUGGGAAGCGCUGAAGAUCUGCAUGGACCAGCAUGUGGAGAUCACAGAAGACCUGGCUGAGAAGCUGACGCCGGGCAAGGAGGAGCUGGGAGGGGACACGAUGGAACGCAUCAAGAUACUGGAGGCAAUAGCAGAGGUCUGCAUGCACCAGGGCCAGUACCAUCUGGCCACCAAAAAGUUCACACAGGCUGGAAAUAAGAUGAAGGCCAUGAAGGCAUUGCUUAAGUCUGGUGACACAGAGAAGAUCAUCUUCUUUGCGGGCGUCUCGCGGCAGAAGGAGAUCUAUGUGAUGGCCGCCAACUACCUGCAGUCACUGGACUGGCGUAAAGAUCCCGAGGUCAUGAAAAAUAUCAUCGGCUUCUACACGAAGGGUCGCGCCCUCGACUCCCUAGCUGCCUUCUACGACGCCUGUGCUCAGGUUGAGAUAGACGAGUACCAGAACUAUGACAAGGCCCUGGGGGCCCUGGGCGAGGCCUUCAAGUGCCUGAGCAAGGCCAAGAUGGCCGACGAGGGGCUGCAGGAGGAGAGGUUGGCACAGCUUAAGAACAAGAUCACUCUCAUCAAGAAGUUUGUCACUGCACGACGGGUAUAUGAUGAGGACUCUGAGGAGGCCAUCAAGCAGUGCCAGGUGCUGCUGGAGGAGUCGGACCUCGACAACUCUGUGAGGAUAGGGGACGUGUACGGCUUCAUCAUUGAGCACUAUGCCCGCAAGGAGCGCUGGAAGGCUGCGUACAAUGCAAUGGAAGAGAUGAAGGGCCGCAUAUCUGGUGUGAACUUGGCCUACUACGUGAAUAUGCGCACGCUGCAGGCGGUUCACCAGGCACUGGACAUACCAUUGAGCAAGACCAUAGACACCACAGCGGGCAGGAUGAAUGGGUACCGAGGGGGUGAUGGUGGUGGAGGGGGCGGUCAUGCGGAGGAGGAGGGCGAUAUAGUGGAGGAAGAGGUGCCCAUGUAUAAUGAUGAUUUGUGAUUGGCUGUUGAAGUGGUCAUGUGACUGAGUGCUGAUUGGUUGAUAGUUUUUUUGGAAAGUGUAAAGUGAUAGAACUGGUAUUACACUUUGUAAUCUUGUUUUUGGAAAUUUAUAAAGCCAUAGCUAAAGCCCCAGUUGUAAUACUAAAUAAGAGCAUUUUGUUUGUUACACAUUGAAGUAUUAUUUUCUCCGUAAAUAUGUAAAUUGACUUGUUACUCUGAAGCUGUCCUGUUAGGGCAUUUUGAUAUUUAAAAUUAAUAUUAUACAUACUUGAAAUGACAUUCUUUUAUGUAUAGAAAUGGGAAACUGUUUGUAAAGCUGUUUCUUACAGAGCUGUUAGAUUUCUGAAAUUUACUAUAAUGAACUUUAGGAGUGCUUUGUUACUUUUAUAAGUUUGAGCUGUGCUCUGUGAAAAAGGGGCUUAAUGCAUGUGUGAAGUGUUGUCCCAGAUAAGCCUGCACAGGCUAAUAAGGGAAGACACUUUCAGCCUAAACUGGAUUUUUGUUUAGAAGAGACUUCCAUGAAACGAAAAAUACCAUUCAGGCGGAAACUAUUUUCACCAAUUAGCCUGUGCAGAAGACACUGCAGAUGUUUUAAACACCAUUGUUUCCCAGUGUGCUGCUCUUGUUUUGUCAACUCUCCUUGAAUCAUCUCUCUGGCCUGUGUCAUUGACAGCUAGUCAAACCAUCCGUGUUGUUUUCAUCAACUCUCAAUAUCUGACUCUAAUGGAGUCGUGUUCUGAGAAAACUGGGCAUAAUGCAUGUGCGUAAAGUGUCAUCCCAGAUUAGCCUGUGCAGUUUUUUAUGCCUAAAUUUGAUUUUUUGCUAAGAAGAGGAUUCAUUUAAACGAAAUAUGUCAUAAAAGCGGAAAGUGUCGUCCCAGAUUAGCCUGUGCGGACUGCAUAGGCUAAUCUAGGACAACACUUUACGCACAGAUAUUAUGACCAGUUUUCUCAGAAUGCAACUCAAUGCAUGGUGUUGUGUUGAAAGUGUGGGUCUCAAAAAUGUUUGAAUACUGGUUUGUUGAACUAUUUUUUUCAGAAUUUUCUGUUGUUUAUGUACUCAAAACGGUAAAAAAUUCUUACCUGGUGAAUUAGGUGUUAUACCUGCAAAAAAAAAAUGCAUGAAGUCACACUUUUAGUUCAAAGGUCAAAAAUGGCCAUAAAUGAGCUUGUUCGGGCCAUAACUAUGUCAUUCAUUGUGAGAUUUUAAAAUCAUUUGGCAUAUUUGUUCACCAUCAUUGGACGGUGUGUCGCGCGAAAGAAUUAUGUUGAUAUCUCAAAGGUCAAGGUCACACUUUUAGUUCAAAGGUCAAAAAUGGCCAUAAAUGAGCUUGUCUGGGCCAUAACUAUGUUGUUCAUUGUGAGAUUUUAAAAUCACUUGGCGCAUUUGUUCACCAUUAUUGGACGGUGUGUCGCGCGAAAGAAUUACAUCGAUAUCUGCAGCGUCAAGGUCACACUGUGAGUUCAAACGUCAAAAAUGGCCAUGAAUGAUCUUGUCCGGGCUAUAACUAUGUCAUUUAUAGUGAGAUUUAAAAAAAACCUGGUGCAUUUGUUCACAAUCAUUGGACGAUGUGUCAUGCGAAAGAAUUCUGUCGAUAACUCCAAGGUUUAGGUCACACUCGGAGUUCAAAAGUAAAAAAAUGGCCAUAAAUUUGGACGGCAUGUCAUGAGAAAGAAUUCAAGAGUUCAUAGAUCGAAAUGGCCAUAAAUGAUAAUGGCAUUAUAAUUCUUAAAAAUCGCCAUAAAUUUGAUUAUCUUGUUUUGUGAAGACAGCAUGCAAAAUAGUCUGUGUCAAUGCUGCAUGUGGGGGUAUACGUCAGGCCUGUGACAAAGCUCUUGUUUUAGCUUAAUUGCAUCGAAAGCCUAAGGCUUGUUGAAACACUGUGCAUACCUUUUCUGUAUAGAACAAGUACUUGGUUUCUGUGGGGGAGAUCUAUAAAACCCUUUUUUUGUUAGGUCUUCACUUGCUUUUGUGCAGUGGAAAAGCGGUAUCUUACCAUUCCUGUCAAUCAACAUGUGAUAAGAAUUAUGUGACUUUUACUAAUGAAAAGAUUUUGCUAUUGGUAUUAAAAACUUUAGUGCAUUAAAUUUUACUUAAACCAAAUGAAAGUCUAAAUGCGCUUGUAUGUUUAAUGUUACUUUCUUCAGUUAACUUGUGUUCUUGGUUGUGGUUGACAUACAUGCGUGACAUACAUUUAUUUGUCUAUCCCCAUUUGCUGCCUUAGUUGUCGUUUAUUUGAACAUAUUGCGAUGUUGAAUGUGUUCUAAGAUGAAACAUAAUUUUUUAUUGUAAAUCAAUACACAUUUUCAUCAGUUAUAAUCCGUCCACUUAUGUGAUCAUUUACGUUUUAUUUCAAUUAUAAUAAAUGAAUAAAACAAUUGUGCUCUUUACCUUAUUAGUAUGUAUGCUUAUAUUUAUUUGAAGAAUCUCUGAAUAUUGCUUUGAUCGCUGUAUACCUUACAUUUGCAUUUUCAUUGACAUAAUAAUUUGACGACUGCAAAAGUUCCAAGUUGUUAUCUUAACAUAUCAGCAGAGGAAAAAGUUGUCUUACUUAUAACCAUUGAAAAUUUUUGUACUUGUAACUGUAAUCAUCUGUGAAUUUGAUACUAAUUUCAAUUAAGUUAAAAUUCUUCAUAAUUAUUUUAGGUGUGAAUAAUUUAAUUAUGAUUUAAUUUAAUUAUAAAUGUUUGUCUGUUUCAAGAGAUUUGGACAAGGAACAUGCUUAAACUAAUAAUAUAAAUUAGAAAAACAUGUACUAUUACAUUACAUAUUAAUUCCGUAAUCAUGAUUUUUGGACUAUAAUUCAGUAUAAGAAAACUGUCUGAUUUUGUUAAGAUUUACCAGCAGGGUUUGAAAUGAGCUCUUGCACACUUUCAAAAUGCAAGAAUAAAAGCAGUACUCUAUUUACUGGUUGCAAACAAUUGCGCGCCCAAUAUACAAUUUAAUCUUUCAUUUUCAAAACUAAACAUUGGAUACCUGGUAAAUUGCCCGAAUGUGGUCAGAUGUUGUCUUGUCUUCAAUAAUAGGACUUUUUGGUUAAACAAGUUUAUAUUGAUUACUAGUUUUUAUGCUCCCCGAAAAUAUUUUUGGUGGAGCAUAUAGUUGCUAGUUUGUAGUUCCUUACUUCUUUCCUUCCUUCCUUCCUUCCGUCACACUUUUGCUACCGUUUCUCAUAGCGCCUUCAAUACUUUACCAAUAGCUUUCGUAUUUGGCAUGUAGGUACCUUGCAUGGACCUCUACCUUUUGAUGAGGUUUGAGGUCACUGGUGUCAACGUCAAGGUCACCGAGGCUAAUUAUAGACUUCCUUCUGUCACACUUUUGCUAUACGUUUGAGGUCACUGGGGUCAAGGUCACCGAGGCUAAUAAUAGACUUCCUUCUGUCACACUUUUGCUACCGUUACUCAUAGCGCCUUCAAUACUUAACCAAUCGCUUUCAUAUUUGGCAUGUAGUUACCUUGCAUGGACCUCUACCUUUUGAUGAGGUUUGAGGUCACUGGGGUCAAGGUCACUGAGGCUAAUAAUAGACUUCCUUCUGUCACACUUUUGCUACCGUUUAUCAUAGCGCCUUCAAUUCUUUACCAAUCGCUUUCAUAUUUGGCACGUAGGUACCUUACAUGGACCUCUACCUUUUGAUGAGGUUUGAGGUCACUGGGUCAAGGUCACUGAGGCUAAUAAUAGAUACUUUUAGGAGUUUAUUUACACAUACAUUGACAAAGCGCAUCAUCGGGGAGCAUCCAUCAGUUUCACUGAUAUUCUUGUUUUGCAAUAAAAUUGCGAGAGAAAACCAAUGUUUGCAAGUUGAAAAAUUCAGUAAUUUGCUUGUGGAAGAAAACCUAAACUUUUAGGCCUUUCAUGCAUGUAGUUAACCCUUUCAGUGUUGGAACCAAAUUUUAAAGGCCUUUGCAAACAGUUUGGAUCCAGAUCCAAACUGUUUGCUAUUCUGAUAGUAUUCUUUGAAAACAAUCGAAGAAAAUGCUAAUUUUAGAAAUUCAGCAGACAGCAUUUUAGCAGACGACAAAUUUCCCAGCAUGCAAAGAGUUAAGUGUGCCUUACCAUUCUAUUGCAUCUCCUUGCACCACAUGUGUUGUUCUGAGACUAAAUCUCAUUACUGAAUAGUGUAACAGAGAUGUGAUAUUGUGAACUAUUAUGCAAUUGUUAGUAUUUUCAUAUUCUGUGUUUUACAUUAUUUAUUUUUAAAAAUAAUUACUUUAUACAUACCUUUUGAUUGUGAUUUGGGACCAAAUUGAAAAUGCACUGAUUUUGAGCAGUAUAUUACAUAGGUCUCUGUAGUGUAACGAAAUGUGCAAAAAUGUAAAUGAAAUAUGUAUUUUGAAAUGUGAUGGAGUAUUGAACUGGUGUUAUUAUCUACAGUGUAUCAUCAUUUUAUGCAUUAUUGUGUUAUUUGAUGUAUGAAAAUUUAAAUGCUAUUAAAUUAUUUCAAGCUUUAUUCUAUUAUUUAUGAUCAUGCCACGCCAUCUUAUCUCUGUGUUUCACAAAUGUGAUUUUUCUAGAAAUUCUUAGUUUGUUACUGUAUAAAUAAAAACAACAAAAUUA